Molecule: messenger RNA, 6383 nt
Organism: Lytechinus variegatus (green sea urchin)
Lineage: Eukaryota; Metazoa; Echinodermata; Echinoidea; Temnopleuroida; Toxopneustidae
Product: sterile alpha motif domain-containing protein 9-like
Exons: 6
Coding region: 841-6138 (1765 amino acids)
Cellular component (GO): cytoplasm
Source: RefSeq, a predicted model, not a curated record
AUUUAAAUAGAGCCUCGUCGAUCUGGCGCUGCACACACAGCGGCUGCCGGGUCCACGAUCAAUUGAGCAAAGCAAUGUUUGGACUGUUUAAUUUCAUGUCUAUUUUCGAACAAUAAAAAAUGGAGUUUUCAACUUUUAAUUGGCUGCUUCUGAUUUGUGAACAAGCGACAUGUCAAUAUCUUUACAGCAGCAUUCAUUUAACACAAGCGCUACAUGAUAGAAAAAUGUAGUCAAGUAUGAAAGCACAAGGAUUGUAUAGGCCUAAUCAUGCUAACUCCAACCUUUUGGUUGUGAUAAUGUUUGAUUUUUAUUUAAAAUAAACCAUGAAUUGAACUGAAAUGAAUUGAAAACAUGCAAGUCGCCGUCAUAACAUGCAAGUCGCCGUCAUUCGCUGCUACUAUACAAUGAAAACGCCUCGCUGAUCUAGACGAGUCACCGUCCUUCGGUUCAAAGGUUAAUCAAAGCGGUAUCGAACACUUGCUGGGGAAUUCCCACUCACCACUACCACUUCGUAUCAUACCAGUGCGAGAGUCCGGGUGCGAGAGACAACGUAUUCGCGCCAUUUUCAGACGCCAUUUUCGAGUCAGAAAUUACCGGAGAAAUCAUUUCUUUCUUCAUCAGAAUUAUCGUCUCUUUGCGUGCAUAAGACAAUAGUAUAUUGUCUUCGAUCCAUGAAUCGGAUGAUGGUGUGUCUUUUUGUGUGAAAUCAUCUUUAAUUUGAAUUGGGAGAGUGGACAGAUCGAGCUUUACUUUGGGUGAGCUGUUGCCGGCAAUAUGAUAGACAUCCUCUGGAGUAGACGUUAGACCUGGCCGGGAGCAAUAUAUCACUCACAAAAUAAUAUGGGAAGGAAAAAAAAUCGGAAGAAGUCGGGACGAGCGUCUGAUCCACAGCCUUCAUCCAAGGAGACAAGUGUACCCCAUUCAUCUCAUCAUGCUCCUGCUCCCCCUUCAGAUGCAGCUCCAUCAGAUGAAUCUUCCAUCGUCGUGGUUGAUGGGAAGACUUUAAUUUUUAUGAAAAAUGCCACAAUCAAUGUUGGCGAUGUAAACACUUUCCAUAUUGGAGAUGUUUAUCACCAUGUCAAUACUCCUGAUGAACAUGGGGGAUCUACAAGAUGCGAGGAAGUGAAAGUGGAAGCAGGAAUCGAGCCUUUACCAGAUUCUGCAACAACGGGAGAGGUUGAUGCUGAUGCUACUUCUGAAGCUGAUCCUAGCAUCCUCAAACACCUGCAGAGUGUUUACGCGAACUGGCACAAUGUGGAAAAAUGGAAAGAGAACAGAGAUUAUUGCGCCAAAUUAAUGUCCCUCUUUGAACAACAAGGCGCCCUUCUCAGUAAGGUUCGGUUCGACUCCGUCCAUUUCUUCGUUCGUGUCAAGGUUGGGCCCAACAGGGAUGCCUUCACUCAAGCCUGUAACGACCGUGACAGCACCUUCUUCCAAGGCUUGACAAAUCUCCUAGUUACUCGAGAACUAGAAGAAGCUGCUGGAAUGAAACUCAGACUAAGGCUGGAGCUGAAAACGUUCUUGCGUACAGAUGACACAUCAGCUGAGGGUUCGGAUGUUACAACCUUCAAAAGACUUCAUGAGAUGACACCCGCGGACAUAAAGAACUGGUUGGUUCAGAAUAAAGACAUACCUCUAAGCAUUGCUGAAAAACUGGAAGAGGAGGGUAUAGAUGGCAAGUUGUUAAAAAGAUAUGACGGUCGUGAUCUCAAAGAAGAUUUUCAGUUGUCUACGGGCAUGAUGCGACGAAUAAUCUAUGCUCGGAAUGACCGCUUGAAAACCGAGGAUGCCUCUUCAACUACAUCAGAUGGAAGCAAUGGUGAGAAACAAAAGUCUCAAGAAAAGGAUACACUUACACAAGAUACAGAUGCUACAACAACCCAUGGAUCUAAAGCUGGAGAAAGCGCUAACAAAACCGGGAUUGCCUCAUUGGUCGAUACGCAGCAGAUUUUGAGAGGACCGGAGAAAGUUCAAGAUGGUAUUGGCCAUCUCCAAUUCACACCCGAAGAAAAAUCGAAAGAAUUAAUGGCAAAAGCGCGAGACGAUGGCGUGAUAACCCGCAUUCCUGCAGAAGGAAGCACUGGCGCAACUGGGGAAGAUGAGAAUGAACAAAGCAAAGGGAUUUGUGUAGAGAAAGAAGGAUCAGCAGGAGAGCACCCAACUAAAAGAAAGCUGGAUUGUAAACAGAAUCAAGGGGUUCAACUUACAGAAACAAUGACAAGUGUGGGACAAGAAAGCUCCCAAUGCCUGCCACUUAGUAAAGAGGAAGAGUCGGCAGAAGAGGCGAAGUUGCGCUUUCUUCUUACUGGUAAUGAGAAUGGAUCCCUCGAUAGUUCCUUCCAUCCCAUCCUUGUUUUGAAUAAACCGAUGCUAGGUGGUUCUAAAAUAAGUGACCUGGAAAGUCUUCAAGAGAAUUUAGACUUCCUGUCUGUGGUGAACUGGAACGCAGUAUUUGACUGCAAUGCCAAAUCAUUCGUGAACGGCAUCUGUUCGAUGAUUAAAAAGAAGAGAGAAAUAAAAUUACUCCUUCCUAAGAUAUUUCACUCAGAAACUUCGACAGAAGAAAUGGAAUUCAAUGAUGUUCCUUCAUGGAUAUUUGCCAAUGGACGAGAGGAUCUUGAAGACCUUCAGAAUCCUAGUCUUGAAUGUGACUGGAAUGAGAAGUAUGGCGCUGACGUUGAUCGUGCUGUAGACUUCUUUGCAACCACUGCAAUACCAAAAGAGAGGGCUGUCAUUGUUUUCCUCAUCCUAUCUCAUGAUAACAUACAGAUAAUGAGUGACAUAUUCAAGAAAUUUCAGUCUUCACUGCAAGGAAGCGGAACAUUCACAUUUAUUGCAGAAAAUCGGGAGCUAUAUGAGAGUUGGGCAGAUGAAGUUAAAAAGUGGCUUCCAAGGGAUCAACUUGACAAACGUAGCUUUAUUUGCAAAGACUGGAAGAGAAUCAAUGACUAUAUCAAGAAGCAAUAUGGACAAGUAGCCAUUGUUCCAUUUGAGUUACCGUUUUCCACUGGUAAAUCGUGCAUUCUCCCAGACAAGAUCAGAUCCAAGUGGCUGAACAUUGAGGUUCUCCCCCGAAAUGAGUGUGAAAACACGGCUAUGAAUGAAAGUAGUCCUGGGUUUCAGAAAUUUGUUUCUGAUCAGGAACUGGCUUUCUACCAGGGAAAUGAAGUUUCUUGGUGGAACUUUCAUCUGAGUGAAGACAGUACUCGGAAGGGUGGUUAUAAUCAGGUUCUUAGACGAGAAGCCAGCAAGUCAUUGAACAAAGUAGUCAAAGAAAAGUUGAAGCCAUCAAAUAUUAGUGAUGGUUCAAACUCAGUAGUAACUAUAACUAUCUUUCAUGAACCAGGUUCGGGUGCCAGUACCACUUCAAAGCAGGUCCUUUGGGAUUUUCAUCGGAAACUUCGAUGCAUCGCUGUAAAAAGGGUCAUAAUGGCUACAGUUGAAGAAAUUCUUGAAGUACGGAAGUUUGGCUAUGGUUCAAAGGACGAAAUCCCUCCUGUCCUUGUGUUGUUGGAUGAUAUGGAUGAUGCAGAAGUUAUGGACCUAAUAGUACAGCUUGAAACAGCAACCAACGACUACGGAUGUCUGUCUUGCAUUAUCUUGCAUUGCAAAAGAACCUCUGAUCCAGAAUUGGUGGCUCUGAAUAAUGGGGUAAACUCUGUUGUCUUGAGGCAUAAGUUAAACAAGUGUGAGCAUUCAUGGUUUGAAGAAAAAUUCAAAUCAUACGAAGACGAAUACAGUCAGAGUCCAGAGAAGUUAAUCGGUUUUAUGGUGAUGAAAGAAGAGUGCAAUCCAGACUACAUUACUAGAAUCGUAUCGAAUAUCUUAUGUGAAGUGACGGGCUAUGAAUCUAUGCUACUCAAAUACAUCGCCGUCCUCAACAAAUUCAUAGAAGAUUUCGGGAUGCCUGUCUCGUGCUGUGAUGAAUUCAUGGGUACAAGUAAAAAAAGACGAUCAUCUCGUGGAAGAUCAACGAUGGAAUAUGUACCGUGGGAAAAUCUGCUUUCAAAGGCGUUGUGCUUACUUCUUAUCCAGACGAAAGUCUACACCAGGAAUGGUCCUACUAAGGCGAUUAAGCUCGUGAACCAUAUCCUAGCAACUGAGGUUGUUUCACAGCUCUUAGAGGAUAGCGGUCAGACGAUUGGAAAUAUUUUCAGGGAACUAAUGAAUGAAUCUCGCAUUCUUGAUUCAAGAGCGUAUACGAGUAAGUAUAUGAUAUACAAGAUACAUGAGUUAUUGGUACGCCGCAAACAAGGAGACAUGUUCUCCCCUUUCGUUGAACAUCUUCUUACUGAGGACAAGAAGAUGGCAUUCUUAAUUCUCCAGGAAGCUUCGGAGAAAUUCAAGGACGGGCAUAUAGCACAGCAAUUAGCUCGCCUGUACAAAUCCGAAAACAACCUCGUUGAGGCGCAACGAUAUGCAGAAAUGGCAGUGAAAUGCCAGAAUCGCCCCUUCUUUUGGGAUACAAAAGGCCGCAUAGUACUUGCAGAGAUGAAGAAAUUGAAGAAGAAUACUGAGCCUCUUCACGACACUGACAAAAUCCGGAAUCUACUGUCUCUUCUCGAUGAUGGAAUGAAUUUCUUCAGAACAUGCCAGGAUCUACAAAAUCUAGAACCCAGCCUGGGUUCAAACUAUGCUGCCUACAGCGGUGAGCUCAAAGUUAUUUUCACUUUUCUGCAUAUAAUGGAGCAACGCAUUGCACCUUUCUGUCGAUCAAAUGGAAUGCAAAAAAUGAAAGAUUUCUUUCUUACUGAUGAGGACAUAUCAGGAUUAGGUAAAUUGUGGAAUGAUCGUCGACAACACCUCAAGGCUGUGCAGAAAAGAACAGAGGUUACCCUUGAUCAUGUUAGUGAUCUCUUGACGUAUAGCAGGGGAAUAACUAGAACAAAGCAAGACUCACAAGAUGAAGUAAAGAUGAGGAAUGACGAGCUCGUCAGGUUUUGUGAAGAUUAUCUCAGAUUCUUCACAGUUGACAACGAACAACAUCCUCCGCGAUCCGUUCAAGAAAAUCCCGAUUCUAUGAGUUCAUGGAGAAGAGCACAGGUAAAAGCGAUGAAAGCUGAUUCCUUCAAUGCCAUUUUCAAAUUAGCUCAAAAUGGUAAGAUGAAAUACCUCAAGAAAGUACAAGAAAUACUGAUUGCAAUUAAAUCUAAGAAUGCAUUCGAUCUCAAGAUUUUAGUGUGUAUAUCAUUUGCUUUGUCAUAUCUUGAUGAAAAUAUUGACUAUGACACUGUUAUCAGACAAGUAGAGAAACUAAACGAAGUGAGCAACGGUCUAUAUGGGGCCUUCUUCACGAUGAUGCUGGCCUGGCCAAGAGGUAACUUGCCAGCGGGAUACAGGAGCGUUAAGGUGUCAACAGAGAAGGCUGUUGUACAAUUACGAGGGAAAUGGAACGAUUUACAACACAAUGAUCCACAGAAGCGUGGAAUGCAGAAUGCCUAUGACAGGUCUCUUCCACGUCACCAGACAAUUGUGCGAAAACCUCUCACUCAUUUCUUGUUGACGAAUGGAGAAGGCUUGCAGGCAUUUGUUCACGUCAACAUGUUCCACGCAUCGCAGUCCACACUAGAAGGAGAAAAACACAGGUUUUGGAUGAGGAAGGAAGUCACUGACCGAUUGAUACGUCUACAAGGUACUAUCCUCGAUAGAGAAAGAUUAGUAUUUCGAACACCGGCCAAAGAACAGAUCUAUAUCAAACUUUCUUCUAGAUGGCAGAAUCAACCUAGUCAUGAGAGGGUGACAUUUUACCUCGGAUUCAACUUCGCUGGACCAGUAGCGCAUGACGUCUCAGACUCAGAGAGGGAUAGAAACCCAACCCCAGUGCAGGUAAAGGACUAUCGGGAAACAUUCCCAGGAUAUCUAAUUGGUCAGCUCAGUCAACUGCAAAAGAAAGAAAGUGACCUUGUAUACAAACUAGAAGAAAUAGACUACAUGUCAAAGAAGAGGAGAAACAGGCAGCAACUUACACCUGAAGAUAAGAAGCUAUUGCAAACCAAGCCAAAACUGGAAGAAGAACUGGCACGAAUCAGGUUACAGAUCCAAAAAGAAGUCGAUAAUAAUGAUGACGACGAUGAACAGUUUUUCCUUGUUGGAAGAAGAAGGGGCAGACAGAGACUAACGGGGGCUGUUUCAAAGUAAAUCCGAGUUUACCUUAAUUUUCGUCGGACACAUAAACCUUUCCCCAACGGUGUCAUAUCAUUGCCAGGUAUCCCCCUAAUUUAGUCUAUUUUAUCUGAAUGUUUGUAUCUGUUGGGAAAUAUUUAAAUGUAUGACACCACCAUGUCAAAACAGAUUGCAUAGAAUCCGCAAAGUAGUUAAAGUAUGCUUGGAACAUACGUGUGUAUCUUUGAAUAUAAAGUAGUAAAACGCUCAAUGUCUAAGAG